UUUAUUUUCUGUUGUCGCUGUCACCUAAAAAUGGAGUUGGGUGAGAGUAGAGAAAGGAAGUGAGCGGCGCUCUCUCGCCACAGCCUCCAUCGCCUUCCAAUUUUCCCUUUUCUUCCUUUAAUACUUUUAUUCUAUAAUCGGUUCGAAGUGUUGGGGUUUUUGAAGACAUUCGAAGGGGAGGAGAUGGACGUCGAUGAUAACUUCAACAGCAACAACAAUGAGAUGUGGGAAUGGCGAGAAGAGUAUAGCCUGCAAACAGAUUCACGAAGUAAUUUUUCUCACUUUCUAUGGGAUGAAGUGAAUCCAAAUGAAGAUGAUUUCUUGUACAUGCUGGAGCAACAAACUCCUAUUAAGGAUUGUGCAGAUUUUGGCUACCAAGUAUCGGAUAUUGGAGAUAUUACCGACAAAGGUUUGGAGGAAUCUGAGGAACCUUCACAACUCAAGAGGAGGCGGAUGCUGCAGUUCACGUCGGAUACCAAUGAGGCUGACAUUGGCAGCGAGGAAGGUGCUGCUACUUUCUUAAAAUCUAAGGCAAGGGAUUUCUCAAUGAUGGAAGAUGAACUUUCAGAAAGUUUAAACUGGACUUCACAGUGGACUGUGGGAUUUUCAGGUGAGAGGUGUGCCAUAAGUUGUGAAGGGUUGGAUCAGUCAUCAGAGGGGUGGCUGGUGGAUUGCUUGAAUGAAAACAAGAUGCAUUGUAUCCCUGAUGAAAUGAAUAAUUAUUUGAUGUCCAAUGAUCCAGUUGGUGUUUCUGAGUGUGACAACAUUUUGCCUGAGAUGGAAAAUGAUGUGGUGCAAGAGACCCCAGCUCCUGCUCCUCCUGUACUUUUUAAGGGUAGGAAAUCUUAUAUUAAAUCUCCGGCAAAGUUAACUAGUUCGAUUGCCUACCCUUUUUCCCUUAUCAAGCCAUGUGGUGUUCAAGGUGAUGUGACUUUGAAUGACAUAAAUCAGCGAAUUCUAGCUCCACCACCAUCAAGAUUAAAGCAUAAGAAGGAUGAAGAAACUACGAUUUCUUAUCCUACUUCAGCUUAUUCUGGGAAGCCUGUGGUUGUCAAAACUAAAAUUUGCACUGAAGGGGGAAAAGGCAGCAUUACAAUCAUGAGAACAAAAGCUAUGGACUGCAGGCUCUUGAAGCAACAGGUGUCCUGUUGAAUGUCUCCUAACCCUUCCCCCCUGCCACUACAGAAUCUUGGCAGUGCUGCAUGAUAGGUCUUCCAUUUGUUCUACAAUUUGCCUACUUCCAAUUUUGAACUUAGAAGCUGAUGGUGAACACAAGAACUGGGAUUUAUUUUUAACUUUUUUAGUAGAUUUUUGUAAUUCAUGUAUAAUCUUCUUCCAGAAAGUGGACUGGAAUUGAUCUUUAAGCAGCAACCUGCUUCAAUUUGCAGACAUCAUAUGCUGAUCAUGAGAGGAUCUAAAAAUGCCUGAGCUUUAGGGUAGGUUCACGAUGUUUUCUUGAGUGAUUUAAUCUUUUUAUUAUUUUGGAUCUUGUGUUCAACAUGGUUUUAAUUGGUUUAAAUAUUUU
This is a messenger RNA of Elaeis guineensis (African oil palm), 1525 nucleotides long. NCBI's taxonomy places the organism in Eukaryota, Viridiplantae, Streptophyta, Magnoliopsida, Arecales, Arecaceae. The record is from RefSeq and is a predicted model, not a curated record.